Molecule: messenger RNA, 2094 nt
Organism: Notodromas monacha
Lineage: Eukaryota; Metazoa; Arthropoda; Ostracoda; Podocopida; Cyprididae
Source: the annotation of a GenBank genome assembly
UUGUUUUAUACUCCAUAGAUUUGACUUUCAAAUGGUGACUAUUUCUGUGUUGAAUUGAUCUCUUAAAGAAAUGGCCAUGAUUGACGAUGAUGGAGAGAAAGCAAUUUCUCCGUUGAACGACCUUCCGGACGAAAUCUUGAUCAAGAUUUUUGGGUAUUUGGACUCCUCACGUGACAUUCCGAAAGUGGCCCGGGUAUGCAAACGCUUUCAUUCAAUCGCCACUGACGAAAUCGUGUGGUUCAAGAAUCUUUUGACCGCUGGAAUCUUUCCUCUUUCUGUUGACGAACAUUUCUUGGACUUGAUAAACAAGUUGGAUUCUCGGAAAGCUGACCCGAACUCUGACGACGCCCAUGACGAGAAUUCUCCGGACUGGGAGAAUUUUGAAAGAUUGGCGCGGUCUAAUUAUUAUCGCCUGCUUUUGAAUAACAAGAAGAUUUGGAGGCUUGUUGCAUCGAACAAGAUGCUUAUCAAGGACUGUGAUGUGAAGAAUCCUUAUCAUAUAUUCCAGUUGACGGCCACAAUUGAGAAGCAACCAUUUCCGGACUGGGCUUGUAAACUGAAAACUCGUCCCGAGCAGAACUACCAUCAGCAUCAACUGCAGCGGCCAGUCGAAGAACCCGCCAAAACUCAGCCGCGGAUUUUCACGCAAAUCAAGUCGUUCAUCACUUCAGCGGGCAAAUUUCUCAAAUCCGCGAAAUACAAGACGAACGAAUUGGAUGAAGAAAACGAGUCGAAGCAAUUCGAAAGUGAUCCCUUCUACAUGAUGUUCGGUCCUGGCUUGGACUCGCCGAGAACCAAGAAGAUCGUUGUCCAAAUGAUGCUUUCCAACUUUUCGGGAGUGAUGAAAGGAUCUUCGUUAGAUAUUAUGAACGCCAGUCGCCGGCGAAACGUCGAAGAUGCCCCUGGAAUCGGACACGGAAUCCGUUUGAUGUCUCACAGUGGUCCUAUUGAGGUCGUAACCGUGUACAACACCCGGGCAAGGCAGCGAGACGUGCAAUAUCGCACUAACUUCGAACGGAUGACAGCUAGUGGCAUCUUUCAGCACGCUGAUUCCAUCGACGAGAAUUCAAGCGAGAACCAGUGGGUUCUUCAAGACGGCAUUCGUGCUGCCUCUGGCUACAGUUCGGGUUUCCUUUACGUCGUGGAUGGACGAGCAGAAAAUCUAGAUGGAAGUGAUCCGGAUAGUUCAUUGGAAAUGAGAUGUUUCAUUCGUCCUAUAUCGCCGACGAAGCCGAUUCUUGUGCUGAAUUGCCAGGAAGAACCCGACUCUCCCGUCAUCAGCAAUUUCGAAUUGGCGAUCAGGCUGAGGUUGUUCGAUUUCCCGAAUCCGGUCGUGGUAAUCCGCGUGGAUUCGAGAGACGUUCUGCAUUCCGGGCGCAUGGGGUUCGCGUGGAUGAAACUCAGGAACCAUUUUGUUCAACAGAACAAAUUGCAAUGAAAUGAUUUUCUUUUUUUGUUGUUGGAACAUGUGACAACGACAACGAGGGAUGAUGAUGAGCCAGUGGAAAUUUGCAAGAGUCAGCUCGGAUGAUAUGGUCUCGCUUUUGCUGGAUGGAACCCUGUCGACUAUAUUUUGCUCUUCGUGACACGAAACGAAGUACCAAACGGAUGACCGAUCAAAUGCUUGAUUACACUGGAGAUUGACCGAGUGAUCGCAUAUUUCUUUCGAGUGGUUUGAUUUUCAAUGUAAGUCCGCAGAUAGAAUGCACUUUUUUGCAAAAAUGGCCGGAUGGAGACGGAUUCAAGCGAUUUUCGACGAGGCAAUCGAACCGCUUUCUGCGGAAAUAAUUGACAGAAAUUACGGUAAAUUCAAUCUAUUUUAUUGCUUUGUAUUAUACUUCUUAUACUGUGGUUAACUGCGAAUUUGGACUUCGAAGAAAUGAUGUGGCAGAAGAAAGAGUUUCUAAUCUUGAGUAGACUUCGUUAAGUUUCUAUCUUGGAUGAAACUCUGAGCAAACCUGAUCGUAAAAAAAAAGAACAUCGCUCUGUUCUUGAUCCGUUUUGCUGUAUAAGGCUGUGGAUGCAAUUAUUAUUUUUUGCAUCAACGCCGCUUGGAUAUGAAAGACAAAUAAAGAAAAUGUCCUGAAGAAAUAA